UCAAUACAAAGUGUAGGACAUUCCAUUCAAAUGAAAACUUUUACCAUUUCAAUGCGCUUCACUGUAUUGAUUUUCAAGAUUUAAAUGCCUAGUCUAACAAAAAUCAUUUGGGAAAAAACACCCGUUGCAAUGGAUUUUCUAGGGUGAAGGUUAUUUUAGGAUAGAUCUUCCGAGAAACGAGUCAGUGAAUAUAAUGUAAGCAAGAGAACAUUCAUUGAAUUUUACCACUAAUAGGAAUUUCAACAUAUGGUUGCUUGUAGAUCUACAAUACCGUUAACGCGGAUCCCGUAUUUUCAGCGCACCCCCGCGGUCCAAAUUGCAACGCGGUUUAAACAGGUGUCUCAGGUAAAACAGCGUAUCCCCGCGGUAGAGUCGUCCAGCAAAUCAACACCGCCACGGUCUUGACGAUAAAUUACAGAAACUAACCAGCCUGGAUGCAUCCUCAGAGAUGGGUUCCGUAACGUCCAAGAGAGAACAAGCUCUUGUUGUCCAGCCAAUUCAAACCUUAUCGACUGACGAAGAUAUUCUAGAAAAGCAUUCUAUGAUGUCAUCGAACAAAAUGACAGCCGAUCAGGUACUGGAAGAGAGUGAUUUUGAGGAAACUGGAUCCAUGUCGGAGAAAAGUAUCUUAAUGACAGAGAACGAAAUUAAAAAAAUGAAAACCAUCACGUUCAAAUCUCUUGAAAAAAAUCUUUAUAUUCUUUCGGACAUUAAUGGACACUUUAAUGAAGAGGGAUUUUUUGAUGAAGAUUUUGUCCAGGCAGCAUUUGAUCUGGAAAGACACAGUUCUGCUUUAGAUCACGCAAGCUUAGAAAUUAACCAUCAGUUUGAAAAAGAGCUCGGAGAUGUGUUUGUUCAAUUUAGCGGAGUAAAAACAGCCUGUGAUGUAGUUGUGUUCUGUUUAAAUAAAGGAUAUUAUGAUGAGGAAAAUGACUUGAUCGAUGGAGUAUCGAAUCCACUGAACAGUUGUUUGGUAACACUGCUGAACUUUACUGAUGCUAAUGCUAGGCACUGUCACUUACUGGUGGAACAUGGCGAAUUCCUGCCCCAGAUUCUGAAGGCUUUACAGAGGUUGACAUCAAGUCAUCUGGAGGACAACAUGCGGGGAAAUGACGAAGAAGUCCUUGAUCACUAUAUAUCCAUUGUUCACAAUAUUGCUCAAAGCGAAAAUUCCAAUACUGAGUUGAGGAAAAUUGGAUUUGUUGAGGUGCUUUUGCCCUACCUGAAAUCCAGAAGUGAUUCAAUUCUUUUGGUUACCCUAACUACCCUGGCUGACUUGGUCGAUGACUCUGAAGCUAAGCAUCUAGAAGCAAAUAGGGAUCUCUUCAAAUUUCUUCUGAAAUGUUUAACCUUCUCAUUAAAUGAUCGCCAUCGAAGAUGUGAAGGCUGGUCUGCCAUGGAAUUAACCAGAACUAUCAGAAGAAUAGCGAAAAAUGAUGUAAAUAAAAAGUCAUUGGUGGCCGAAGGUUCAUUGCCCGUUCUUGUGGCCUUAUCGCAAUCGAAGCAUGAAGACGAGCAAAUAGAGGCUUUUGGAGCGCUGUGGGUGUUGUCAUUUGACAAAGACAACCAGGAUAUAAUGCUUCAAGAUGAUGCAGUCAUGGAAACUUUGAUAAAGUUUCGAAAAUCUCAAAACAAAAAAAUAAAAAAUGCGUGUGAUGGAGCUCUUUGGAAUAUGAGAGAAAAGCUCACGUCCAAAGUAAAGUAUGAGGAAAUAGGUUAUAAAAGCAAGAGUUAUCAACAGGAAUUAGUCCUAUCACACUCCGAAACUAAAAAGGACCAUGUGAUGAUUAGCUACCAAUGGGCGAAUCAAAAAAUAAUCCAAAACAUCCGUGAUAGCCUGCAAGAGAACGGGGUCAAGUGUUGGAUGGACAUAGAUGACAUGCAGGGGUCCACUCUAGAUGCUAUGGCUCAGGCAGUUGAGGGUGCUGAAAUUGUUUUGAUAUGUUACUCCAAAAAGUACCAGGAAAGCCCUUCCUGUAGAGCAGAGGCAGAAUAUGCUUUUAAGCUGAGGAAGCCGAUAAUUCCUCUGAAAAUGGAAAGAAAUUAUGAGGCUCGAGAGUGGCUUGGGUUGAUUCUCGGCUCAAAGCUAUUUUUCGAGUUCACUGAUAAAUAUCCGUUUGAAAGCAAAAUGAGCGGUUUGAUUAAGGAAGUGCUAAGUCGACAGAGGAAGGCCAUCCCAGAGAAACCAGUCAUUUCCCAGGCAGCUCCUGCUUCGACAGAGGGAACAGGCACAUUCACUUCAAAACCAAGACGGAAAAGUCAGGCAUCCGAUGCAGUGAAAAAAUGGAAACAAGCAGAUGUUCUUAGAUGGAUUAAUCAUCACAACCUACCAAGUUCCAAGUUCUCUUCUUUGACUGGGAUUGAGAUUGCAUAUCUGCAAGUUCUGAGACAAGAGUCACCUGAUUUUUUCCACAAGGCUCUAUAUGAGAUAAUGGAGAUAAAAGAUAUACUUACACUGGCCAAGUUCAGCUUCGCUUUGGAUGAUACACUUGUGUAAAUACUCACUUAGACGUUAAAGUUACCGAAACAAUUAGUGCCAGAAACACAAGAGGAACGACGAGUUUUUUGAAAGAUACUUCGAUAUAUAGGUUUUUUAAAAAUGUAUUUCAUUCACCUGUAUGGUGUAUUGUAGAAAAAAAAAAAUCUGUAUGCUAGAUAGCAUAUCCGAAUAUUUUUUGCUUCCCCUGUUCAUGUUUAAUUCCCAUAUAAGAGUCUACUGUACAAUGUAUAUUUUGAAAUGAACUUGUUAAACUGUUUAUUAAAGUGCCAAAUUUUUGACUUUCAUCUUUGGGAAAUAAUUGGUCAUGUAAAAAGGUUUUUAACCUUAAAAACAAAAACUGG
Messenger RNA from Magallana angulata, 2841 nucleotides. RefSeq lists its product as uncharacterized. The transcript is spliced from 12 exons. Gene Ontology annotation, molecular function: protein binding. Bases 449 to 2497 code for a protein of 682 amino acids. NCBI's taxonomy places the organism in Eukaryota, Metazoa, Mollusca, Bivalvia, Ostreida, Ostreidae. The record is from RefSeq and is a predicted model, not a curated record. Gene Ontology annotation, biological process: signal transduction.